AAAGAAUUACAAAAGUUGAAAAUGGGAGGAAGAAAAUAUCAAAUAAAAAAAGAAAUAAGAAAAAUUUGGAAAAGGUGAAGAAAAAAGCAUGAAAAGAAAAAGAAGAAAGAAUUAGAAAAAAGAAAAGUGCAUUUGGAAAAUUACAACAGUUAGUUGUAGGGGGAUAUGAUGUGUUGAGGAGGAAAGAAGGGGUGAAAUUUGCUGAAGAUAUUCCAAGUGAAGGCUGGGGCACGCGGUAGGAUGUGAAAUUAGAUGCUGGAUCUUCAGUACACAAGAGGCCAGCAACUCUGUUUUGAAGAACCAAGGAAAGUCGUGUAUUCAAUUCUAGUUGUAGAGCUUCUCUGCUGCUGGAAUGGUGUUGGUUGGUGGCUCAGGAAUAUGUGCCCAUGUACUUAUGUGGUUGAUUAUGCAUGCACACCUGAAGAAGUGCAGCAGCAUUUCCAAUCAUGUGGUACGGUCAAUAGAGUGACUAUACUGACAGAUAAGUUUGGCCAACCAAAGGGUUUCGCUUAUGUGGAAUUUGUGGAAACUGAAGCUGUUCAAGAGGCUCUGGGCCUAAACGAGUCUGAGUUGCACGGCCGGCAAUUGAAGGUUUUGCCUAAAAGAACGAAUGUUCCUGGUAUGAAGCAAUACCGGCCUAGACGCUUCAAUCCUUACAUGGGUUACCGCUUCAGGAGGCCAUAUGUACCUCCUUACUUCUCGCCCUAUGGAUAUGGGAAGGUUCCGAGGUUCAGAAGGCCUGCUCGAUACAUGCCGUAUUACUAGAAGAUUGGUUGCAUCGUGGACUAGCGUAUGCAUCUGGCUGAAAGGAUUCGUCAUCUAAUACAAGGCCUGUCGUUUUAUAUUAUUGCUGAGUUUUAGUUUUGCCCUGGUAGCUCUAUCGAUGUGCCCUUAUUGCUAAUGUGCACUUUGAACCAUAUGACUAGAACGCCUAUGUUGCGGUUGAGGGUUAUGCACGUGUGCCAUAUGAAGUAGCUAAUAAAAGUUUCUUAUUGGCCAAUAA
Molecule: messenger RNA, 1003 nt
Organism: Pyrus x bretschneideri (Chinese white pear)
Lineage: Eukaryota; Viridiplantae; Streptophyta; Magnoliopsida; Rosales; Rosaceae
Product: polyadenylate-binding protein 2-like
Exons: 4
Coding region: 253-765 (170 amino acids)
Molecular function (GO): RNA binding
Source: RefSeq, a predicted model, not a curated record